Molecule: messenger RNA, 1677 nt
Organism: Symbiodinium sp. CCMP2592
Lineage: Eukaryota; Dinophyceae; Suessiales; Symbiodiniaceae
Source: the annotation of a GenBank genome assembly
AUGGACCCUCUGGCUUUUCUAGGCGACAGCGGCUCCGAGGCAGAUGACGAUGAGACUGCAGAUGACGAGAAUGACCAAGGGCCGGCAAAGCGCCCACGAAUCGAGACCAAGGUCCCUGACGUGGGCUAUGGGGAGCUGCAGCUUGCAGGUUUCAAAGGCGUGGAGCUCACAGAAACGGAGAGGUACCUGCGCGAUGUCGAGGGGCAAGAGCAGAGACGGAGCCAGGCGGCCGCGCCGAAGGCUCCUCCGAAGCCGAAGGAGCCGGAGCCGGAGGAGCCGGUGGUCUCUGGCCCAGAGAUUUUCGGCCAGGAGGAGACGAUAGCGCCUCAGGAGCCCUCUGUGGAGGUGAGACAAAGCGGCAGCCAGGAGCCAGUUCCAGCGCCCCUCUCCAGCUUCCGAGACUCUCGAGGUGUGCUUCCCACAACUCUUCAGCAGCCACUUCAAGAGCUGGGCUUUGAUAUUCCCACACCGAUUCAAGCGCAUGCGAUUCCGAUCAUCGCAGCCGGCAGGGACCUGGUAGGCAUAUCCGCCACAGGGUCCGGCAAGACCUUGGCUUACCUGCUACCCUGCUUUGCAAACAUCCUUCGCAGAGUAUGCCCGAACCCACUGCAUGCUCCUCGAAUGUUGGUCCUUGGCCCUACACGCGAGCUCGUCGCUCAGAUCCAGCGAAGUGCAGCCCGGUUCUGCAAGAGCGCGGAUUUGCUUCUGGAGACGGUGUACGGCGGUGCAUCGAAGGCAGAGCAGCUGGCCGGCCUGAGGAAGAUGCCUCCCGUGGUGGUGGCCACACCUGGACGGCUCAUCGAAUUUUUGGAAGAGGAUCCGCCACCCUGCUGCUUGAGACACGCGCGGCACGUGGUACUGGAUGAGGCAGAUCGGAUGUUGGGCGAAGGCUUUGAAGUCCAGGUGCGACAGAUUUUGGCAGAGGCGACCAUGGCAAACCGCCAGACUCUACUUUUCUCGGCCACCUGGCCACAAGCGGUGAAGGCAUUUGCGUUUUCCGUCUUGCGACAGCCCGUCGAGGUUCGUGUGGGUGCUGGCGACUCCUCCUUCAGUACCAACCCCAAUGUUGUGCAGGAUGUCAUAUUCCUGCGGGACGACUGUGAGAAACCUUCGGCGCUGUGCGCCCUCCUGAAAGGGAGGAAGAACGUUAAAGCCAUCGUCUUCGUCGCUACGAAGAGAGCCUGCCAGCAGCUGGAGAGGAGCCUACGAGGCAGAGUGCCUUUAGUUUGUGACGCGAUCCACGGCGAUCGAAGCCAGCGAGAUCGCGAGGCUGUUCUGGACCAUUUCCGGAAGGCCCAGGUGCAGGUCCUGCUCGCCACGGAUGUUGCCGGGCGGGGCAUCGACGUGAGCAAUGUCAAUCUUGUGGUCAACUACGACUGCCCUCGUAACGCCGAGGACUACAUACACCGUAUCGGUCGAACCGGCCGGCAGGGGAAAGGCGUGGCCAUUUCCAUACUGACCGACCGUGAGCAAGAUGCCAUGGAACUGAUAGCCAGCGUGAUCGAGAAGGCAGGCACUCGAAUGCCGCCAGAGCUGGCAAAAAGGAUGGGUAUGCUUUUGGGCGGCGACAAGAAGGUGGAUCCGCGGAUGCAUUGGAAGGAACCUUGGCAGGGAUUGGACGGCAACAGCUACCAGAAGGAGGACCUGAAGAGUGCAGUGGAGUCUCUCUGGACAUGA